ACGCACCAUGCGGCGCGGUUUGCGUCGCGGCUGCGACGGGUGGGGGUCUACGGGUUCAACCUGCUGCUCUGGUCGCGGCUGGUGGACCGGCGGCUCGACGCGGUGCCGAUCGAGCUGGCGCGGACGUUGCUCGACAAGAAGGGCGUGCGAUACAGCGCGCCGAAUCUUGGCGUCGCGGGAGUCGAGGCCAAUCGCGCCGCGGUCUGGGAAGAAGGCUUUGCGGGCGUUUAUGCGACGCUGCUGCUAAACCUACAGACGCCCGACACGCUGUCGCCCGUCCGCUACGCGCACCCGGCGCCUUCCUUCGCGGGCGUCUACCUGUGGGACUCGGCGUUCAUCUCGCAGGUCUGGGCGCCGUGGGACCGCAUGGUCGCCAGGGACGUACUGCAAGCGGUGGUCGAUCUGCGGGACGGCGAUCGCUUGCAACACGUCGUCGCGGACUUCAGCGAGUCGGUGUUCACGCAGCCUCCACUCUUGGCAUGGGCUGUGCAUCGCUUGGCCCAGGCACAAGAAAUCCGUGACGACGCCGGCUGGCUAGGCGCGAUGUACGAACCGCUCGCCGCCUAUCACGAAUGGCUGAAAGCUAAUCGGCGACUAGAAGGCGGUCUCUAUGCUUGGCUUCAUCCGUAUGAGUCCGGCAUCGACAACUCGCCGCGGUUCUCGACGCUCGAUGAAAGCCGCUUCGCCGACACGACGCCCUUGGCGGCGCCCGACUUCGCGACCUACAUGGUGUUGCAGUGCGAGGCACUGGCGGAGUUAAGCGACUUGCUCGACCGCGAGGACGCGCCGACCUAUCGUCAAGCCGCCCAAGGCCUCCGCGACGGGAUGAACGAUCGCCUGUGGCACGCCGGGGACGGGGUGUACUACGACCGCAACGAAACGUCGGGGGAGUUUGUCCGCUCGAAGACGAUCGCCUCGCUGUUGCCGCUGUGGGCCGGCGCGCCGACGGACGCCAUCGCCAAUCGGUUGCGAGACCAAGCGAUGGACCCCGACGCGUUCGGGACCACCGUGCCGCUGCCGACGGUUGCACGCAACGACCCCUUCUUUGCCAAGGACAUGUGGCGCGGGCCGGUUUGGAUCAACACGGCGUAUGCGGUGUUGCAAGGGUUAGCGCGCCACGGCUACUUGGAAGAGACCGCGUCGCUGGCGUACCGGCUGUGUGAUGGGGUCUAUCGCACGUUCGGCGAGUGCCGGCGGUUCUUCGAGUUCUACGACCCCGACCGCUACGACAUCGAAGAGCUCGGCCGCAAAGCAGGUAAUCGCUGGAAGCACUUCACGCUCGGAAGCAAGCCGGUAGGCGAGUUCGUCGGCUGGACGGGCCUCGUCAAUACGAUCGUCAUCGAGACGCUCGUCGGCUUCCACCAUGUCGCGGGGCGCCGCGUGCUGCGGCCGCUGUUGCCGAAGGAGGCCGAGGGCGUGGCGAUGAACGUUCGUCUGCCCCAAGAAGGUCUCGAUAUCAUGGUUGAACGAGAGGGUGACCGAGUGCUGGCGACGGUAAGAGACAGCGCUAUGAAGUUCUGCGACAUCACGCUCUCGUACACCGAGACCAGCGGCGGCAUCCGCACGUACAUCGACGCCAAGCGUGAGUAUCUCAAUCGCCACACCGAUCAUGAGCACGUGCUGAUCGUCCCCGGCGAGACCGAUGAGGUCAUCGCCGAGGGACGCAACACGACGCAUCACAUCGCCAGCCCCUACCUGCCCGGCUGCAAGCCGUACCGCGUCUUCUGGCGGCCCGACAAGAUCAAGCAGGCGCUCGACGA
Messenger RNA from Symbiodinium sp. CCMP2456, 1760 nucleotides. The record is from the annotation of a GenBank genome assembly. NCBI's taxonomy places the organism in Eukaryota, Dinophyceae, Suessiales, Symbiodiniaceae.